GACGUAGUUUACAAAUUUUGUGGGACUCAUCUUCUUGUUUCAUAUGAUUUUUAUCUAAGUUUACAUGCGUAUAAAUAUGGAUUCCAUUGCAUCUUGUUAUGUCAUCAAGAUCAGAAGAGUGAUUUGUGUAUAGUUUUCGCUACAAUUUUACAUCCAGCUUCUCACUGCCUCAUCAGAAAUGACAACGAAUUCUUCCAACGGGACGACAACGACAAAGCCACCACCGAUGCCUUCUCCUCUGCGUAACUCCAAGUUUUUUCAGUCGAAUAUGAGGAUCUUGGUGACAGGAGGAGCUUGAUUCAUUGGUUCACAUCUCGUUGAUAAAUUGAUGCAAAACGAAAAGAAUGAGGUAAUCGUUGCGGAUAAUUACUUCACAGGAUCAAAAGACAAUCUCAAGAAAUGGAUCGGUCAUCCAAGAUUUGAGCUCAUUCGUCAUGAUGUGACCGAGCCUCUAUUAGUCGAGGUUGAUCAAAUCUACCAUUUAGCAUGUCCUGCAUCACCAAUUUUCUAUAAGUACAAUCCGGUUAAGACGAUAAAAACAAAUGUGAUUGGCACACUUAACAUGUUAGGACUAGCUAAGCGGGUUGGAGCUAGAAUUUUGCUUACUUCGACAUCUGAAGUGUACGGUGAUCCUCUUGUUCACCCUCAACCCGAGAGCUAUUGGGGAAAUGUAAACCCGAUUGGUGUUAGAAGCUGUUACGAUGAAGGAAAACGUGUUGCCGAGACUCUGAUGUUUGAUUACCAUAGGCAACAUGGGAUUGAAAUACGCAUAGCAAGAAUUUUCAACACAUAUGGUCCUCGUAUGAACAUAGACGAUGGUCGUGUCGUGAGCAACUUCAUUGCUCAGGCUCUCAGGGGAGAAGCUCUAACUGUUCAGAAACCGGGAACACAAACCCGCAGUUUCUGUUAUGUAUCAGACAUGGUGGACGGUCUAAUGCGACUGAUGGAAGGAGACCAAACCGGACCGAUCAACAUAGGCAAUCCAGGCGAAUUCACGAUGGUUGAACUCGCUGAGACGGUUAAAGAGCUUAUUAAACCGGACAUCGAAAUAAAAAUGGUAGAGAAUACACCCGAUGAUCCAAGACAGAGGAAACCAGACAUAAGCAAAGCUAAAGAAGUUCUUGGUUGGGAACCAAAGGUGAAGCUACGUGAAGGGCUUCCUCUUAUGGAAGAAGACUUCCGUCUCAGGCUUGGUGUUUCAAAGAAGUGAAUGAAACUUAUUUCAAGAAGAGAAAAAACUUAUUUCAAAAAGAUUCAUGGAUUUGUAUGUUUGUUUUUUACCACUCUUUUUCUCUUUUUAACUUGCUAAUCCCCGAAGCCUGUUGAGCUUGUGUUUUUAUUCUUUUUUGCAUUUUUGAGUUUGUAGUGAAUAAACUUCCUAACGAGGAACAUUUUAGGGAGUGAUGUUGUACUACUUGGAUAUUUUCAUGAGCAAUGUAAUUAAUGAGAUCAACUAAGCCUAGUUGACAACAUGAGUCAUUUUAUCGUCA
Camelina sativa (false flax) is the source of this 1490-nucleotide messenger RNA. The record is from RefSeq and is a predicted model, not a curated record. Lineage: Eukaryota; Viridiplantae; Streptophyta; Magnoliopsida; Brassicales; Brassicaceae.